AGCGCGAGUCGAGGCGGCAGGGAGGCUGGUGCACUGGCUUGGCCAACCAGCCUCAGUUCACCCGUCUGCUCACUGCGUGGCUACCUGGGACUCCUCGGCUGCAGGACGCCUGUCAUUACUGGCGUGGAGUGCCAACUCGGGCCUCUGCGACUCCUCCGCUGGCCAAGGCAGACGCCGGGAUUGCAGUAGCCCGCGGGAACUGCGGGCUAGAUCGCUGUGCGCGUGCGCAGUCGGGAAGCGCACCGGCCGCUCGGCGGGGGCCACGACCAGGAUGGCGUGUGCUCCGGCGGCCGUCGGUCCCCGCGCGCUCUGGGCUGUCGCCUGGGGGCUCCUGCUGCUGGUCCCCUCGCCCGCCGGCGCGCAGCGGGGCAGGAAGAAAGUCGUGCACGUGCUGGAGGGCGACUCGGGCUCGGUGGUGGUGCAGACGGCGCCCGGGCAGGUGGUGAGCCACCGCGGCGGCACCAUCGUGCUACCCUGCCGUUACCACUACGAGGCGGCUGCCCACGGCCACGAUGGCGUCCGCCUCAAGUGGACGAAGGUGGUGGACCCCUUAGCUUUCGUCGAUGUCUUCGUGGCUCUGGGUCCUCAGCAACGAGCCUUCGGUGCCUACCGAGGGCGGGCCGAGCUGCAGAAAGACGGGCCGGGGGACGCCUCCCUGGUCCUCCGAAACGUCACCCUGCAGGACUACGGGCGCUACGAAUGCGAGGUCACCAAUGAGCUGGAGGAUGACGCCGGCAUGGUCAAGCUGGAUCUGGAAGGCGUGGUCUUCCCUUAUCAUCCGCGCGGAGGCCGCUACAAAAUGACUUUCGUGGAAGCGCAGCGCGCCUGCGCCGAGCAGGACGGCAUUCUGGCGUCCGCGGAGCAGCUGCACGCGGCCUGGCGCGAUGGCCUGGACUGGUGCAAUGCGGGGUGGCUACGCGAUGGCUCUGUGCAGUACCCAGUGAGCCAGGCCCGGGAGCCCUGUGGCGGAGCUGGGAGCCCUGGGGCCGGCGGCGGCCUCAACGGGGGUGUGCGCAACUACGGAUAUCGUCACAACGCUGAGGAGCGCUACGAUGCCUUCUGCUUCACGUCCAACCUCCCAGGCCGCGUGUUCUUCCUGAAGCCGCUGCGGCCGGUGGCCUUGGCAGGGGCGGCGCGCGCGUGCGCGGCGCGGGGUGCGACGGUGGCCAAGGUCGGGCAGCUGUUCGCUGCGUGGAAGCUCCAGCUGUUGGACCGCUGCACGGCAGGCUGGCUGGCGGAUGGCAGCGCGCGCUACCCCAUCGUGAAUCCGCGAACUCGCUGCGGGGGCCCUCGGCCUGGCGUGCGUAGCCUCGGUUUCCCCGACGCUUCCCGACGCCUCUUCGGUGUCUACUGCUACCGUGCUCCGGGCGCCCCAGACCCAGCUCCAGGCGGCUGGGGCUGGGGCUGGGCGGGCGGAGGAGGCUGGGCCGGAGGAUCCAGGGACCCGGCUGCCUGGACCCCGCUGCGUGUCUAGGACCGGGAGGAUGCGUUUGUAUGUUGGGAGCUGAUCCAGUGGCCCACACAAUCCCUGGAUACAGACCACUUCUCGAAGAUCCCUUGGACACGUGACAUACCUGUGCAGUGCGCUGCAGGCUGACCCAGCUACCUGUGGUCUUUGGACACUGGACACACCUCCUAAGAUUUCCUGGGUGUGUGAUGCACCCUGUGGUGACCAGCAGGCUGACCCACCUGUUGUGAGCUUUGGUCGUUGACUAUGCCGCCCUCUGAAGUUCCCUGAUAGUGGCCAAGCCCACUUCUUUGGAUAGUGGAUGUCCAAUCUCCCAGACUUUGUCUAGAAGGGCCACGCUCUCCCCCAACCCCCAGGAUCCCAGUAGAUCAGCAGGACCCAGUUUCCUAGAGAGGAGCCACCCUUCUGUGGCCUCCUGGAAAACAGGUGGACACCCCCUCAGUCACCUGGAGGCUGGACCCCCAGGAUUAACUGGCCACACAAACCCUCUGUAUCUCCGGGGAGCUGGAAAGCUGGUCUUGGAUAGUCAGCUGUCUACUGACGUCUCCCAUCAUCUGGUGAAGACACAGAAAACUCCAGAUCACGUGGGGAUCAGGCCCUGUGCUGUCGGGUGACUCGGAGGCCGGCUACACUCUUCCGGAGUCUCUAAGUCUGCCUUGCGCCCAGUCACUAUGGAGGACAGCUCCAACGCCUCUGGCCUCAUGGGAGAAUACCUCCAGCUGGCUCCCAGGAGCAGUGGCCAUGCCUACCCUCAGGUAUUUCUCUGGCUGGAGUGUAGACUCACCUGAAUGUUCCUUCCCUUUGCUCCUCGAGGGCUGUCACCAAAGAGAUCAUUCCCUCAGACCAGAAACCCCUAAAAAUGUUACUUGUAGAGACAAACUGCUCGGUUUCUUAAGGACACAAAGGCCACCAGUGUGGCCUUACCUGUUCUGUUACUCAUGAUACCCGCCUUUCUCCAUAACCAUGGCUAUCGAACUUUUCCUUUCUCUCUGGCCUAGAGCCCAGACACCUACCACUAAAUUUAUGGCUAUCCCUGCCCUGAUAUCCACCAUCUUCCCCAUUGCAUGUCCUCAGGGUCACCCAGCAUUCCAUUCUCCAGGCCUCUCCAUGGAAACAGCUGCAGCUUUCCCAAUAUGCACCUCCCACUCCUCUCGGCCAUCCAGGCCCCACCCCCAGACAGCUUGGACCUCACAACUGUUGCCUUGGAGACCAAACUCUAGUGUCCAAGGUAACAGAACACCUGUCUCUCCAAGGCUUACCCUUCAGGGUCCUGUCCUACUCAGCUGUUGCCAUGGAGACCGGCAGUGUCUCCAUGACAACUGAUCUGCAGAUCUCAGGAACUUCUUGGCCAUGGGCAGAGUGCCUCUUACUGGAGUCGCCUACUGUGUCCCUUCUUCAGAUGGGCUCAGGCAGGACUCUGCUUCUGGAGCAGCUGCCUGCCACCAACCCUUUGCAUGAUUACUCCAGCAGGCAGCCACUGAGCAUGAGCCGCCGCUGCAACCCCCUCCAGCACUUUAAAUUAUGGCCCCUCGGAAGAGGAAACUGAGGCUGUGGUACUGCACAGGCCAGAGCUUUCCUUCCUUGGAGAUCAAAGAGGAUGGAAUGUACCUGAACUCACCAAUUCAACCAGUUUCUGAUGGCCCGUGUGUGCUCAAGAGUCAAGACCAGCUCAAUCAGUCACAGCCCAAAGACUUGUGUAUGGACAGGGCCAUCACAGAUGCAGCCCUGAGGAGCUGCUUGGAGCAGCGAGCACCCUUGCCCACACGCACCUUCCUGCCUGUCCCAUCUAUCUUGGAAAAACCCACCCUUGAGACUGGAAGCCAGGUGGCUGUGGGAGCAAACCCCACCUUUUGUUCUAAAAUGUGCGACCAAGUGGCAGGACUUGUCCAGGACCAGGAUUGUUCUGAGUUCCACAGUCUGCAGCCCAGGGUUCAAUAAACCUUUGUUCCUUUUAAUGAAUGAGAACAUGGCUGCCAGGUCCCUUUGUCAUCAGUGCUGUGGGCUUCUCAGGCCAGGUUGGAAAGCAGCUUCUUUUUUUUUUUUUUCACUGCCCCCCAACAGAGACCCUGGGAGACACCCUCUGACCUCAUGUGCACUGUGGCAUGUGUGUGUACCCAUACAUAACAAUAACAUGUGAUUUUAAAAUGUUAAGUCAGGAUCUGGUUGUAGGACUGAGAUACGUGUGUGUGUGUGUGUGUGUGUGUGUGUGUGUGUUUUGAGGCAGGAUUUCUCAGUGUAGCCUUGGCUCUCUUGAACUCGCUUUGUAAACCAGGCUGGCCUUUAACUCACAGUGAGCAGCCUGCCUGUCUCCCAGAGUGCUGAGAUUAAAAGUGUG
Messenger RNA from Psammomys obesus (fat sand rat), 3803 nucleotides. It is a transcript of the gene Hapln4, whose product is annotated as hyaluronan and proteoglycan link protein 4. The record is from RefSeq and is a predicted model, not a curated record. Lineage: Eukaryota; Metazoa; Chordata; Mammalia; Rodentia; Muridae. The transcript is spliced from 6 exons. Gene Ontology annotation, molecular function: hyaluronic acid binding. Bases 272 to 1474 code for a protein of 400 amino acids. Gene Ontology annotation, biological process: cell adhesion.